AUGGGAGGCCGUGAGUCAAGAGCUAAGAUUGAUGCCAUAGAACGGCAACAACAAGCGCUCAUGGAACAGAAUACCAAUAUUGCAAAACGUCUUGCUGAACAAGAAGAAGCAAAUAAACGACAACAUGAAGCUGCGAUUGAACAAAUAGCUAGAAUGUUCUUAGCAUUGAUACAAUCAAAAAAUAAUGAAACAGUUAUAAAUAAUGAAAAACGAGAAAUAGAAAUUGAAGGUACUACAUAUGAAAUUAUUCAAUUUGUUGAUCGAGGUGGUUUUGGUGAAAUUUAUAAAGCAAAAGUUAGAAAUAAGAAUAUGCUAGUCGCUAUCAAAGCUAUGCCAAAUAGACCGGGUCUACAAGAAGAAAUUAAAAAUGAAAUCAAUUUUUUACGUUUAACAAAACGAAUUCCAAUUGAUAAUCAUCCAGUUAUCGAAUAUUAUGGUAGUAAGGUAACGAAAGAAGCUAUUUUUAUAGCAAUGGAAUUAGCUGCUUGUGAUCUUCUAACAUUUUGGGUGAACCAAGUAAAUGAGGGAAAACGUGAAGAAAUAGCUGCUAUUGGUAUCAUUAUUAUUGUUUAUGUGUUACGCGCAUUAGCAUUUCUCGAAAAACUAAACAUUGUUCAUGGUGAUAUAAAACCGCAAAAUCUUGUUAUUGUUCCAAAUGAACAAUCUUUCUGUAUUAAAUUGAUUGAUUUUGGUACUGUAGAAAAAAUGAAUACUCAAUGUGCUCAACUUACAGUCGAUGCUAGCAAAUCGUUCACUCUAUAUUUUGUUUCACCAGAAUUUUUACGACGUAAUGCAAAAAAUUUGGUGUCAAGACAUCUACAUAAAAAAUCUGAUGUAUGGGCGGCAGGUGUCAUGUUUUAUCUUCUUUUUUGUGGUGAAUUACCAUGGAAAGAUCAAGCUGAUUACGAAAAUUUUUGUAAUGAUCAACGUGCUAAAGAUGUUGUUGUACCGGAUAUUGGUGGUUAUAAAAUGAUUAUUGAACUUUUACUAAAGAAAAAUCCUGAUGAUCGUUCAAGUGCUACAGCAACACUUAUGCAAUUAAAAGCACAUCCAGUAUUCGGAAAGAUUAUCGAAUCACUGCAUACGAAUUUUUGUCCUGUUGAUGAUGUAUGUUAUAUGAGAGUACCUGAUGAUGUUCGACAAGGAUUAGCUAAACUUGCACGGCCUGGUCAUUAUGUCGAUGGAUCAAGUUCAUCGUCAAGCAAAGCAUCGUCUGGUCCUCGUCGCCCAUGUCGAUACAGCUCAGAGUGCUAUAGAAAAGAUCCUGAUCAUCGUGCAGAAUUUGCACAUCCAGGUGACUCUGAUUAUGGCCAUUCGGACAAGAGACACUGCCGUUACGGAGCAGACUGCUAUAAUGAUGAUCCUGAUCAUCGAAAACAAUUUGCACAUCCGAAUAAUACAAAACGUGAUGAUGCUGGCAAAUGCCGCUUUGGAAAGGCUUGUACAAAGAGAAACGAUCGAGAUCAUAUGAAGAAAUAUUUACAUGAUUGA
This is a messenger RNA of Rotaria sp. Silwood1, 1491 nucleotides long. Lineage: Eukaryota; Metazoa; Rotifera; Eurotatoria; Philodinida; Philodinidae. The record is from the annotation of a GenBank genome assembly.